AUAAUGCGAAUAUCCCAUACAAAGCUGGGCAGUGAGCAUUGCCCACGUGGUCCACUAUAUCGACGCCGUGGCCGCGGGGCGGUCAACUGAACCAAGCUCGUCCCUAUAAUAUCGGGUCUUGUCCAGAUGUCUCGAAUCACACUCCACUAUAGUAGUCGAUCAUGGUGCUGCACACAUGAUGUGUCGUGCAAGUGGAGAGUUCAACCAAGCUUACCCCAUUUGCCUGGCCAAGCAGCUUGCUCUCAUAAGCGCCAAACAUCAAGAAACCGGAGCCACUCGUAAGUCAAGCCUCUGCAGCCACCAGGUCCAUACCUACUUAGUGCCUACUUUAGUAGGUAGGCUCUUCUGCUCUUGGAUCUCCUGCUGUACUUCUGCGAAUCUUCGGGUACGGUCCUCGAUGUCUGGAGCCCCGUCUCCUCGAGUUGUCUUUGGAUGGAUCUACAACGCUGGACCCUGUUAGCCCAUUCCGACCUGCAUAGUCUGAUCGGUUCCCAGGUAGCUUAGCUACUUGCCUGGGCCCUUGACCUGACAGCCUGAUCGAUAUAACCCUGGCGGAACCCUGAUCCUUGCCACUGCACGUGUGGUCAAACUCCAGUCUUUCCUUGCUGUUCGCGACUUCCUGAUCGCAGAGCCGAGGGCGCAAGCCCUUGCGGGAAGGGAAAGCAUGGAGUCGUCCAAGCCGGCACUGGAUCUGGAGAAAGAGCUGACCUGCUCGAUCUGUACCGAGCUGCUCUACCACCCCCUUACGCUUCUGGACUGUCUGCAUACCUUUUGUGGCGCCUGCUUGAAGGACUGGUUCGCAUGGCAGGCUCACGCAGUCGAGAAUGGCCCCGAUCCGCCAGCCCCCGGCGCUUCCGUCUUCACCUGCCCCUCGUGCCGGGCACCGGUGCGGGACACGAGACACAAUGCCACUGUUGCCUCGCUCCUGGACAUGAUGCUUGUUGCGCACCCGGACAAGGCGAAACCAGACCCUGAAAAGGAAGAGAUGGAUGCCAAGUACAAACCAGGAGACAGCGUGCUUCCCAGGCUGAACAUCCCAGAACGAACUGUCGAGCAGCUACGCCUAGAGGAGCGCGACAGGACCCUCAUUGAGUCGGUGCGAGAGAUGAGUCUUCUCGAGGCUGUGAAUGGCGAGCCAGCCACCUCCAGUUCGCGCCAGCACGGAUCAUCCACGAGGCACAGGAACGGGAGCUCUCAUCGGACCAGAGACACGAGCUCGACCAGGAGCGGCGAUUCGCGGCCUCGGGAGCGCCAGCAUAGGCGUGGAGCCACCGCAGAUAGGGAGUCUAACCUCAGAGCGGAGCAGAAUGCGAGGCUGUCGCCCGACCAUGUGGGAUCAAGGUCCGAACACAGCCGCAGUAGCAGCAACGAAUCCAGACGAAGGGCGGAGGAUUUGAGGGAAAGACAGAGGCGUCACAUCGAGCACCAGUCGUCUCUUCGCUCCCUGAUUAGCUCUUCAGACGCAGCUGACAUCGACAUGGAGCGAGAGGUGGAGGAAUUCGCCCGGCAAAUCCAGGAAGAGGGCCUACUGGACGGAUUGGACCUGGAGAACAUCGACCUCAUCAACAACGACGAGCUGAGCCGCAAGAUCACUGAAGCAUACCGGAGGCGUCAGCGAGAAAGAGAAAGGAUGCGUCACGAGGAAAGGAGCCGCGCCACCUCUCGAAGCUCCCAUGCUGGGCCGUCCGAACCCAGGCCUCAGCUAGCUGUUACGUCGAGGUCAGCAAACCGGCAGACAGAUCGUCAUUCAAGAUCAGCAAGUGCCACGAGUCAGUCCGAAGAACGCAGCAGGCCGCCUAUAUCUUCACGCUCUGCGACUCUGGAAGUUCAGGAGCCGAGGAGGCGUCGGCGUGCCGCCAGCGGAAGCAGGGACCGCAGUUCGACCUUACCGGCCGGCCCUACCCAGCCAGAGGUCAGGGUUGGCGCACGGUCUCAGACAGACUUGAAUGCCAGGUCAAAUAGUCUGAAUACUUCCUCCAAGAGGCCAGCCAUUGGGGAUGGGCGAAGUGCAAGCACAUCGGACGUCCCAAGCAGCAAUCCAGUCCUUGUACAAUCACCACCUUCCACGGCUUUGCCCUUCAGCGCCCGAGCCAACGGUUUGAACAUAUUACAGCCCCAAGAAAGGACAGUUGCCGACCCGAGCUCGAGCUCGAGCUCAAGCCGGCAGAGACCCGCUGACGUUGUCUUGGGGCCACCCCUGAACCCUACUCCCACCAUGACCAACGCGAACCUACUGGCAUCUCCGACGUCCAGCGCUGGCCACCAGAAGCAUCGGACAUCACUCUUCGCAGAGCCUGCAAUCAGAUGUGACCGAUGCCGCCGAGACCAUAUAGAGUACGAAUUACACUACAACUGCGCGGACUGUAAAAAUGGCGACUGGAAUAUCUGUCUAGACUGUUAUCGUGCCGGAAAAGGGUGUCUGAAUUGGUUUGGUUUCGGCUAUGGUGCAUUCACCAAAUGGGAACGACUGCGCAGAUCUGAUCCGUCCUUGCCAGAGCCUCACAAACUUAUGGCAAGCCGGUUCCUCCAACCUACAGCCAUGGUGGCAUCCGCAGCUGAAGACAGAAAGGCGUGGUCGACUGAAGAUCCAUACGAACGGUUGCAGAGCGGGACCUUUUGCGCGCUUUGCCUCACAUGGUCGAAUGAGUGCUACUGGCGUUGUGAUGUUUGCAACCAGGGCGAUUGGGGUUUCUGCAACGACUGUGUCAACCAAGGCAGGAGCUGCACGCACGCCCUGCUUCCGCUGGCUCAUCAGUUUUCCCUGAAGUCAGCGGGAUCGCUGCCACCAAGUCCUCGCUCGCCAUCGCGCCCCUCAUCAGCGACCAUGAUGGUGGGUCUAAACGCAACAAGCAUCGGCCCUUUUAAAGUCAUGACCUUUAUCACUACGUGUGAUAUUUGCAGAAUGCCCAUCGCGCCCACGCAGAGUCGCUUCCACUGUUUUACGUGUAUCAGCUCGAUAGUGCCAGACUCGAGACCCGGAGACUACGACAUAUGCGAACAGUGUUAUGGUUCUAUGAGCUCAAAUGGUCGUAUCAACCCGGAGAACGGCCCAUCUGGCUGGAGGCGGUGUCCCAAGGGCCAUCGAAUGGUAGUGGUGGGUUUCCAGGAUGGCAGUGGCGGGCAGAGGCGUUACACCGUGCGUGACCUCGUCGGUGGCCGACGCUUGCAGGCUGAGACGGUGCCAGAGGAGCCUGGCUUGCAACGAUGGUUUUGGUAUGAGGGUGACGACAAGCGCGAGAGACUUGUGUCCAGCGACGUGGCCCAGAGCAUAGACACAGGGAACCCGACAUUUCCGCCUGAUGGCGGGUUUGGUCUGAGAGCGACCGCAAGGUGGGCUUGGUAUCCCGCUCCCGAGAACAGUGACGAGCUUCUGUUCCCCAAGGGUGCAGAGAUCACGGAAAUUGAGGACGCGAAUGGGGAGUGGUAUCAUGGGGUUUACAUGGGCUCAAAAGGCUUGUUCCCAGCCCCGUAUGUGAGGCUCCUGGAGUAAUGAUCAGACGAGCAUGAUGAGCAAGGAUGGCAGGAACCAGCUCUGGCUAACAAUCCGAGAAUGAGCUGUAUAUAUAAUGACGAGCAUGAAAAGGGUCACAAGCAUCUGGUAGGAAGCAUGAAAUGGUUUCAACGGAUCUACAGCAUGUAUCAGGGCAUGUUAUGACUUGUACAAAACAUCAUCAAUGGAAUGAGUUGAAUUAGGAGAACUGCUGACUGGAGAGGUGAAAUUCACUGAAAGGAUAUAGACUGGGCCCUCAAUGAUAGUGUCCUGUUCCCA
This is a messenger RNA of Diaporthe batatas, 3769 nucleotides long. RefSeq lists its product as uncharacterized. Gene Ontology annotation, biological process: ubiquitin-dependent protein catabolic process; mitotic cell cycle checkpoint signaling; protein ubiquitination. The coding region runs from base 665 to 3490 and encodes 941 amino acids. Lineage: Eukaryota; Fungi; Ascomycota; Sordariomycetes; Diaporthales; Diaporthaceae. The record is from RefSeq and is a predicted model, not a curated record. Gene Ontology annotation, cellular component: nucleus. Gene Ontology annotation, molecular function: ubiquitin-protein transferase activity; protein binding. The transcript is spliced from 3 exons.